Messenger RNA from Carassius gibelio (silver crucian carp), 4606 nucleotides. RefSeq names its product GTPase IMAP family member 7-like. Gene Ontology annotation, molecular function: GTP binding. Lineage: Eukaryota; Metazoa; Chordata; Actinopteri; Cypriniformes; Cyprinidae. Bases 144 to 1370 code for a protein of 408 amino acids. The transcript has 3 exons. The record is from RefSeq and is a predicted model, not a curated record.
CUCAUGUAAGAAGAAAAUGAAAGCGUUCUAUAGAUCUCGGUCUGGCCAUCCAUCAACACAUCCACUUUCUUUCUUUUUUUAAAUUCCUUUGGUGGAAUAAAGAAACAGAGGUAAUACACUGACCUCAUCAACAGACAAGGAGAAUGGGAUCCUGUGUGUCUAUGCCAGAGAGAAGGAUUGUGCUUUUAGGAAGGAAAGGUGAUGGAAAAAGCAGCGCCGGGAACACAAUUCUUGGAGAAAAAGUAUUCACCCCUAAAGUUGCGGGUGAUUCAGUAAAAGCUAUAUGUGAAAUAAGAAAGAAGAGCCGAUAUGGAAGCAAGAUCACAGUUAUCGAAACACCUGGAUUCUUUGACACAGAUCAUGAUGAUAAGGAGAUUAAAUCUGAGAUCAUCAAAGCUAUGGUUGAAUGUGCUCAAGGUGUUGAUGCCUUUGUGAUCGUUCUAAAGGUCGGAGAGUACACAAGCCAAGAAAUUAAGGUGCUACAGCAAUGUCUGAAAACACUGAAAGAGGAUGCGUUUGACCACACAGUGAUCUUAUUCACUUUUGGUGAGCAACUAGAAGACCAGACCAUUGAAGAGUUUCUGAAGGCCAAUUCACAGCUUCAGAAGCUGGUUGAUAAAUGUGGAGGUCGAUGUCAAGUCAUCGACAACAAAUACUGGAAAAAACGUAAACGGGGGAACAAGAGCAACAAAGUACAGGUGAAAAAUCUGCUGGAGAGUGUUGCCAAGAUUAGACACAAGAACGGCUGCUUCACCAAUGAGCUUUUUCAAAAGAUAGAGAAACAAAUUCAAGAAGAGAUUGGAAAAAUGGGAGGGGAAAAUUUGCCUCCAGAAGAGAAACAAGAAAAAGCCAAGAAAAAUGUUCAGGAAAAAAUACUGGAGAAGGCUGCAGGAAUGACAACAGAAUUGCUGUUUGGUGCUCUUCUGGGCGUAUGUGGUGCAGUGGCUAUCAUUCUGGCUUUCUUACAAACGACCUUCCCUUCAAGAGCAUUACAAAAUGUAGCCUCAACUGUUGUAAGAGUUGUUGGAGGAGCUGUUGGAGGAGUUGUAGUUGGAGCUUUUGGAGGAGCAAGAGAAGCAGAGACAGGAGUAACAGAUCCUGAGGAAGCAGCAAUGAAAACAGGAGAAAAAGCAGGAGGAACAUCAACAGAAACAGGAGAAAAAUCAGGAGAAGGAGGAGCGGGUGUUCUUGGAGUUGCAGCUUUUGCAGGAGCUGUUGGAGAAAGAGUCAGUGGAUGGAAUGCAGGCGAGUCAGUGAAUGCGGUGAUCGAGGCAGCACAGCUUAACUACGAGAAAGCAACAGCUGUGGCUGAGAACAUACAACAAUAUGUUGGAAAUCUUUUCAAUAAUAGAGCAAAAACAGAAGAUUAAAAAUAAUUGUAACUCUAUUCAGUGACCGGUUUAGAACAAUCAGCUAUAUUAAUGAUUGGGCACAUUAACAGUUGUGACUAUUCUGAGUCAUUUAUAUUUGUUUUUAAAAUCAUGAAAUGUUUGAUUCUUUAUUCUAAGCUGGCUAUUAUUUCUGUGACCACAGAAGAGAAAAAGUUUCAUGCACAAUUGCAUUUGACAUUAUACGAGCUGUAUUAUUAUAUUUCUAAAGAAUUCUAAAUACCUUUUUGUAAUGCAUACUUGAAUAUGUGAAUAGCAUUGAAUAGUUUCCAAGUGUACAUUUGGCAUGUAGAUAUGGGCUGGAUUAAAGUAGUGCACCUCUUAAACAAUGUGCACGAUAAAUGAUAAUAAAAUGCCUUUAAAAUAAUCCAAUAUGCACUCUGUACAACUAUAGUUUCAGUUAAAGCAUAGCUUGUUGCAGUUGAAGGAUUCACGCCUUUGUAACUGUUGUUAUUUGAAUUGCAUUGGCCACAUAUACACCACAAAGACCAGGAGUGAAGCAGGAGCCAAUCCAUCAAUUUAUCUGUUUGUGUACAGGAAACACUUGUAAUACCCAAAUUCUUUAACCCAUUGUAAAGCAAGUGGAUUGACAGUGUGUACAUGGUUAAAUCCUCUUCUCUGUGUAGGUAAGAUAAUACAUGAUUUAGUGAUGUUUCUGCAGUAGAGUUCAACAGUCUUGCUUUAUGGUCAUAAUGACUGUUAGAUAACCUCAUAAAUCAUAUAACCUCAUAACAUCAUAAAUGUUAAUAGGCUGUUUGCCUACAAUAUAAAGUUUGAAACAUUGUGUCCAAAUGCCAAAUGCCCCAGUAGGGUCACGUUUAAAGAGAAAGAGAAAGUGUGGCUGGCCACCAAUGAUCUCUACACUUUCUUUUUUGAUUCUUCUGGAGGAAAAAAAAAGUAGGUAUUUUGUUUUACACCAUUUACAGUAACUUGAGCACUGUGGUGCAAAUCGUUACCAGUGGCUGAUGUAGUGCUCAGAUUUCAGUAUAGAUAUUCUUUUAGGCUCUGUUGCAAUUGAAAACCCUGACAAGCUCAAGUGGCCACAGAGCUUGGCCUAUGUGACCCUGUCUUUGGAAACCCAGCUAAAGUCUUUUUUGUGUGUGUGUGUGUGUGUGAUUUACUGGUUUCUACUUAAAAUCAUCCUUCCUAAAAGUGACCAGAAAAAAAAGUAUCGUGACAUUCAGCCAAGUAUGGUGACCUAUACUCAAAAUUCGUGCUCUGCAUUUAACCCAUCCGAAGUGAACACACACAAACCGUGAACACACACCCGGAGCAGUUGGCAGUCAUUUAUGCUGCGGCGCCCAGGGAGCAGUUGGGGGUUCAGUGCCUUGCUCAAGGGCAACUAAGUCAUGGUAUUGCCGGCCCAAGACUCAAAUCCACAGCCCUAGGGUUAGGAGUCAAACUCUCUAAACACUAGGCCACAACUUCCCCAUAAAGAUGUAAAGAACAUUAUAUUAUAUUUAAUACUGACUGAGUAAGGCCAUGUCAAAGAUUGAAAUCAUAAUGAAAUUAUUUGUUGAAUUCAAGCUUUGAUGCUUGAUUUAGAUUAGAUUUUGGGACUUUAGUCGGGAUUUCACAGACAGGGUCACAAAUGGUUAUGUUGUAAUAUUCACAAGAGCGCGGUCCACAACUCCGGUGCUCGGGGGGGGACAUGGUCGGCUCACUUAGUUUUGUCGUGGCCACCACAUAAUAACUCGUGGGAAUGUGAUAAAAUGUUGUGGCCAUGAGAUAUUAAUUUGAGGGAACAUCACAUCACAGUGCGAGCAGUGGACACAUACAAUUUAGCUUCUCCUGGUCUGGCUCCCGAAAGGGAUGAGGGCAGAAGGCCUGCAGUACAAUAGGCUGUGGCUUAACAGAGGGAACUUUGGGAGCAUAACCCGCUCGAGGGUAUAAGAACGCUUUGGCCAUACCAGGGGCAAAGUCUAAGUAGUUAGGGGCCACCGAGAGGGCCUGAAGGUCUCCAACUCUCUUUAGAGACAUAAUCGCCAGUAACAGGGCAGUCUUAAGGGUCAGAUGUCUAUCUGAUAUAUCUUGAAUUGGCUCGAAUGGAGCUUUACAGAGAGCCUCUAACACCACAACCAAGUCCCAUGGGGGAAUAUGGGACCCUUACUGGAGGUCUCAGCCUCAGUGCACCAUGGAGGAAACGUGUAACUAGGGGGUGCCUACCCACUGACUGACCAUCGAAAGGGACGUGGUAAGCAGCUUUGGCCGCCACGUACACCUUUAAGGUGGAGGGAGUAAACCCCGCAGAGAGCCUAGCUUGUAGAAACUCAAGAACUGUACCAUCUGGGCAGUAAACUGGGUCAAGCUGGCAGUCUCUGCACCAUGAGGUGAAGAGCUUCCAGCUCAGGGCAUACAGUUGAGAGACCGGAAGCUAUGAAUUGUGCCCCCUCAGGGGCCACACCCACAACUUCCACAGCUCUGGGUGAGGGUGGAUUAUUUUGCCCUGCGCCUGAGAGAGUAGAUCUGUCCUGACCGGAAUCUCCCAUGGAGAGCCAUUGAGGAGAGAGACCAGAUAUGUAAACCAUACUUGACCCGGCCAAAACGGGGCUACUAGAAACAGACGGACCCCGUCCUGGCGUACUCUCGCCAGAACUCUCGAGAGCAGAGCAAUGGGGGGAAAGGCGUACAGACAAAGCCUCGGCCAGGUCUGUGACAUGGCAUCUAGUCCCAGUGGAGCUGGGUGAACUAGAGAGAACCAGAGGUGACAUUGCGAUGUCUCUUGAGUCGCGAAGAGGUCCACAUGAGCUUUGCCAAAUAUCUGCCAUAUUUGCUUCACCACUUCGGGGUGAAGCAUCCAUUCCCCAGGUCUCGACAGCAUGUCUGUCCCACAUUCAAUCUCCAAGGAAAAUAUACUGAUCUUAACGAGAGGAGUUUGCCCUGGGACCACAGGAGGAUCUGGUAUACCAGCUUGUAUAAGGGCCGUGAACGCAGACCUCCCUGGUGAUUGAUAUAAGAGACCACCGAUGUGAUGUCAGUGCGCACCAACACAUGACGGCAUCUCAGGUCUGGGAGGAAAUAUUUCAAUGCUCGAUACACUGCUAGCAUUUCUAGACAAUUGAUGUGCCAUGUCAGAUGGCGACCGCUCCACAGACCGCGGGCAGAGUGGCCACUCAUGACCGCACCCCAACCGGUGAGGCACCCAACGCGUCUGUUGCUAGCAUUACACGGCGACCAAGAGCUCCUAAUAGGGGGCCCUGAUUCAGGAACCAAGGUUU